Molecule: messenger RNA, 5991 nt
Organism: Sinocyclocheilus rhinocerous
Lineage: Eukaryota; Metazoa; Chordata; Actinopteri; Cypriniformes; Cyprinidae
Product: mitogen-activated protein kinase kinase kinase 10-like
Exons: 12
Coding region: 1913-5098 (1061 amino acids)
Biological process (GO): protein phosphorylation; positive regulation of apoptotic process
Molecular function (GO): JUN kinase kinase kinase activity; protein binding; ATP binding
Source: RefSeq, a predicted model, not a curated record
GGAUACAAAGUCAGCCUUAGGAGUUGACAGCCAGGUCCAUGGAAUAGAUCGUCUUUUCUCAUAGGGAAAGGAAACAGGGGAAGAACCGAUUCGAUUCAGAUGAACGACAGGCCGACGAACUGACCCAGCUGGGAGAACGAUUACAAGAGCAUCCUUCAGUGGAAUUCGAUGAUGUGUAGCUACAACAAAUGGGAAUAUUUCAGCGUUAUGAUACGCCCAUGCGACGAGCUGUGUGGAUGUUGUGAUGUACGGUGAACGAUCCAGGCAACCACAAACAUACAUCAGAAUUCAGAAAACCGGUUGUUUUGACAGGAGGAACGCAUGGAUACUUAACCACUGAUCUCUGGAUUAUAAGAAAUAUUGUUGCAGAAUAUAGAAAGGAAUUAGGUGGAUAUUAUUGUUGUUAUUAUUAUUAUUAUUGUAAAGAUGGUGGACACAUCUUGUUUUGGCUUGUAUUUGGGCAACAUAAACACAUUAUGGAGAAUUUCAUUGCCUAAUCGCGACGACCUGGAUAAAAGUCACCUUAAUGCAAGCCAUCCGCAUCACUCUCAUUCUUCAUAGAAAAUAUCUCAAUAUCGCUGUAUCGUAAUAAUCCAAGACCAAGCUGAAGUUUCGCUUGUCAUACAUUUCUAUUUAUAUAUAGGCUACGCAACUGAUUCCAGCUUUAUGAAUCAACUGCUCUAUGACAAUAAAAUGUCUACUGUUAAAAUGACAAUCAUGGAAAAUGAGGACGAAAUGAUCGAAGUAAGCACUUGCACAUGCGUUUCAUAGAAAUAACACGAACCGACAGUCGAUUUGGCUUAUGACGUGGAUUAAAUUGCAAACAGUAGACGUUUAGUAGCUGUUGUAACGUUUGUCGAUGAAAUAUUAAUACGCCGAAUAUAUGCCUUUCUUGAAAUGCAAAUCGAUAAAUAUGUGGCGUACAUUAUGCAUGACGAUUAAAGCUAAUGACAACCACGGUUCUGCCAGCUCUGUGUUGUGAGUCUCAUCUUAAAAUGGACGCGCGCUUUCCUUGAACUGUUUUAUAGCAUUCGCGAUGUACCGGAUUUAUACAACACAAGAGAAACUCGAAGUAACUAUUGCGAAUGUGCAAAUAAUUGUGGAGGUUUUGAGAUCGCGAGCUGGUGCAUAUCUGUGAGCCUAUCAGAGCUGAAUGUCUGAGGAUGCCUUAAGUCUGCGCAUGCAUGUGUUUAAGGCUAUGAAUAUUCAUUAACAUCCAUUGCAAAAAAAAAAAAAAAAAGAGUAACAUCGAUGUACGUUUACAUAUAUGAGAGUUUUACAUGCAUUAGACUUGGAUUAGAGGUUAAGACAACAUUCCAGUGCACGCUAUUUAGGUAGAACUUAACCCCAACUAGAACAUGAUAUGUGAUGUAAGGCAAAUUAUCAGAAGACCCAUCUAGUUACUGGUUUAUCUUCAGUAAUAUUUGUUUACUUGUGGAUUCUGCUGUUAAAAAGAGAAACCAAGCAAGCAGUCUCCAAGGCCUUCAAUGAUUCUUCUAAUGGGAAAGCCCAAUGCUGCAUCAAGCAACCAAAAAGAUAAGAUUCUCAAGGAUUGAUAAUCUGGAAAUUCUCACCUAAUCUCAAGGACUUUGGUUUCUCUAGGAAAAACUUGGUUCGCACUGCAAAACUCUUUUCAGUGUCAUCUUCUUAGUCAUAUUAGAGCUGUAAGAACACAUUGACUGACUAAAAUGGCUCUAUAAAUGUUAAGACGCAAACAAAGUGUGCUGUGGACAAUCCAAGCAAUCGGUGAGGACAGAGCAGAGGCAGCCCCGCAGAAGCUUUACUUAUUGAUUCCGUUCCUCAUCAAGAAGGCCUGCACUCAGUAGAUGGGCUCUGCAUGGAUAUUGUGCGCAAGUUGACAGAGGGCCUCCUCCAGCUUUUGAGACCACAUCGCUGACCUGAAUAGUCAGUGAUGGACCCAUAUAUGAGACAGAGUGGAGCUGGAGCUGGAGGCAGUGCUGCCCCGCUACCUUGCACCAGCAGGGGAGGUUCCUGUGGACCCCCAGUUCCCCCUGCCCUCCCAGCAAAUGCAAACUCAAUACCCUGUCUGACACAGAACAACAGCAGCCAGAACUCCUCUACAUUUUCCUCUUCAGUGGGCUCCCCAGAUUCCCAUCUUUCUCAUCAUAAUGAAGGCAGUAACAUGUACUGGACGGCUGUCUUUGAUUAUGAGGCCACAGCAGAUGAGGAGCUGACCUUGCGACGUGGCGACCUACUGGAGGUGCUCUCCAAGGACUCUAAAGUGUCUGGAGAUGAGGGUUGGUGGACUGGCAAGAUCCAGGACAAGGUGGGCAUAUUCCCUAGUAAUUAUGUGACCCGACGGGACACCAACUUGCCAGCGUUGCCUCCGGGAGGUCUGGUCGGUGGGGAGUCACCACUGGAGAUUGAUUUCUCAGAGCUGUGCUUGGAGGAGGUGAUUGGUGCUGGAGGCUUUGGAAAGGUGUACAAGGGUGCGUGGCGAGGUGAGGAAGUAGCUGUUAAAGCAGCUCGUCAGGACCCAGAUGAGGACAUCAGUGCUACAGCAGAGAAUGUGAGGCAGGAGGCCAGACUCUUCUGGAUGCUCCGACACCGCAACAUCAUCGCUCUUCGAGGUGUUUGCCUGCGGGAGCCAAAUCUUUGCCUGGUUAUGGAAUAUGCUCGUGGCGGGGCACUUAACCGGGCACUUGCUGGGAAGAAGGUUCCUCCUCGGGUACUGGUGAAUUGGGCAGUGCAGGUUGCGACGGGAAUGGACUACUUGCACAACCAGACCUUUGUGCCAAUCAUCCAUCGAGACCUCAAAUCCAACAACAUUCUGAUUCUGGAGCCUGUGGAGAGAGACGACCUGAGCGGGAAGACUCUGAAGAUUACAGACUUCGGCCUUGCUCGGGAAUGGCUUCGCACCACGAAGAUGAGCGCAGCGGGCACGUAUGCCUGGAUGGCUCCAGAGGUCAUCAAGCUGUCCCUGUUCUCCAAAAGCAGCGAUGUUUGGAGUUUUGGAGUGUUACUCUGGGAGCUGCUGACUGGUGAGGUGCCAUACCGUGAAAUCGAUGCUUUGGCUGUGGCCUAUGGAGUUGCUAUGAACAAGCUGACCCUUCCCAUCCCCUCCACCUGCCCUGAGGCCUUUGCACAGCUGCUGGGAGAGUGUUGGUGUCCUAACCCACAUGGACGUCCUUCUUUUGGGAGUAUCUUGAAAAGGCUGGUGGACAUUGAGCAAUCAGCCAUGUUCCAGAUGCCCCUCGAGUCUUUCCAUUCCCUGCAAGAAGACUGGAGGCUGGAGAUCCAGCAGAUGUUUGAUGAACUACGAGCAAAAGAGAAGGAGUUGCGAUCCUGGGAGGAAGCUCUGGCGCGGGCAGCUGAGGAGCAGAGGGAGCAAGAGGAGCAUCUGAGGAGGCGUGAGCAGGAGUUAGCCGAGAGGGAGAUUGACAUCGUGGAGAGAGAGCUCAACAUCAUCAUCCAUCAGAUGUAUCAAGAGAAACCACGAGUGAAAAAACGCAAAGGCCACUUCAAAAAGAGCAGACUGCUCAAACUUGGCAGAGACAGCAACUGCAUCAGUCUGCCAUCUGGUUUUGAACAUAAGAUCACAGUGCAAGCGUCACCCAGUGUGGACAAGAGGAAAGGUCAGGGUAGUGAAAGCACCACUCCUCCAGCCAGCCCAGGGGUCAUCCCUCGCCUCAGAGCCAUACGCCUGACGCCUAGUGAUGGAAGGAAAACAUGGGGCCGGACGGCAGUGUGUAAGAAAGAGGAUCUAGGGACCAAGAAGAAGGGCCGAACAUGGGGGCCCAGCUCCACACAUCAGCGCGAGAGAGUCGGUGGAGAGGACAGAAGAAACACACGAGAGGAGUGGAAGUCACCCAAUUACUUUAAAAACUUUUAUCAUAUAUACAUACCAAAACAUGCUCCUAUGACAGCUGGAUUCUCAAGCCUAAAUGAAAUGGAGGAGCACUGUGAGUUUGAUGACAGUUCCCCAGGACGCCUGGCUCCUGACCUGGGCAGUAAUGGAGCGAUGGAGGAGGUGGGUUUAGGAUCAGCGAGUACAGGGCUGGGAAUAUGCUCACUGGAUUCAGUUCGGCGCUGCAGCCAGAGGAAAAAGAGUGACCUUCUGCUGCUGGGCUGUGCCUCUGUACUGGCCGCUGUGGGCCUUGGUUCUGACAUCUUCCAGCUGGGACGACCACAGAUGAGUCAAGAUGAGCAGGACCCGCGAGAGGAGCAGAAAAAGAAGAAGGAGGGUUUGUUCCAGCGCACGGGCCGAUUUAGACGCAGCACCUCUCCACCCAGCCGCACACUGUCACUCUCCCUGUCCCACAACCGCCAUCACGACUCCAUCCUGCCCAGCAUGGACCCGUCUCCUUCCGUUACCCUCCUCUCUUUGUCCUCCCUCUCUGACUGCAACUCCACCAAGUCCCUGUUGCCCUCUGAUCCUGAUGACUUUGCCCCGACCCCUAGUAGUGCUCACCCGGUGGUCUCUCCUGCGCCGUCAUUAAACCCUCUGUUGGACCUGAGAGCAGAGAGCUUCAAACGAGAGCCCAAUCAGUCCCUCACACCCACCCACGUCUCUGCAACUAUGGCAUUAAACCGUGGGCACCGCCGCACGCCCUCUGAUGGGGCCAUCCGUCCUCGAGCACAGACAGUCGUGGGGCAUCGACGCACCCCCUCUGAUGGGAGCAUACCCUUCCCCCCUGCAUCAGCCCCGAACAUUACACCAUAUACAGGUUCUCGUGAAACUCUUGACAUUCCACGCCUGCCUGACCCGUCUAUGAUUUACCCUUCAGCCCAUCGCCGCAAACCUCCUCCUCCCAUCCCCGUGCCAGAGCCAGACAGCCAUACGGGCACACUAGAGCGUCCCAAAACCCUUGAGUUCGCUCCUCGCCCCCGACCAACCCCCGCUCGGGCACGUCCGGACCCCUGGAAACUGUCAUCUCUGUCCCAGACGCUCAGUUCGUCUCCAGGUAGCAGCUGUGACAGUCCGCUGGGCUCGGGUGACAGCGGAGUGAGCGCUGGAGUGGGAGUCAUCCAUCAAAGCCUUCUCGACAUGGACAUGGAAGGCCAGAACAAGGACAGUACCAUCCCCCUGUGCGGACAACACCCACAGGCCACUCUAUGCGGUCAACAUUUCUCAUAGGAAGACAGACACCCCACCGUCUGGGCUGAUGCACACUAACCAGCACUCUGUGGCCGUCGUGAGAGGUUUCCCCACAGUUUGCCCCGUGAUCCCAUCAGACCACGUUCUCUGGCAGCUCUAAUGGAAAAGCUGCCCUCUGCAGUAGCUAGAUAGUCACCUUCUGGACAGGUUAAGAGAUAAAUGACCUUGAUUUUGUUUAUCUCAGCCUGUCCACAAUGACUCAUUCUCUGGGAGUUUAAUGGGCCUCAUAACGGCUGAGAACGGUUGGUUAAACAGUGGCUUAUUAGCGAGCAGGAGAGGGCAGUCUAACUACUGUAGGUCUGUGACAUUCCUUGUUUGUCCAUAUCUAUGUUAUCAUAGGGCAAGUCUCUCUUGCCUCUUCUUCUUCAUCAUGGUCUCCAUGGGUACAACUUGUUUUUUGGCCUGGAAGAAAAAUGCUAAGGUUUUUUUUCAACCUCAUCCCCUCCAGUGUGUACAUUGUAAAGUUCAGUGAUGCUUUCUGUAUUUACAUUCAGGAGAAUUGUGUGUGCCGUUAAUUGCAAUGACACAGGGAGCUCUCUUGCGAGUUGCAUUCAUUGUAAUAUAUUGAUACAAUAUAAAAAUAGGUGUACCAUAAGAAUUUUAUAUUUUUCUUUUUUUUGGAAAAAAACAAACUACAUCUCAAACUACUCUCUGCAUGACCUAAUCAGAAUGUGAGAGCAGUCCAAACGUGAAAUUAAACAUGAGCAGAUGCUUUCUCUCCAUGUGUGGAGGUACUUGGCACUUUCCAAGGAUAGGGUACACUUUUUUAAAAAACCAUUAGAGGCAUAAAUCUCAUGUUUUUGGUGAACUCAUCAUGAAUUAAAGGCACAAUAUGUAAGAUUUUUUUUAUUAAAAUAUCCCAAAACCACUAG